AUGUUCUUUGUCUCUUUGUCUUUUGACGUGAACGCGGAUUCCGCGAGUCCAAAGGCUUGGUACGACCACCGUAUCAAUCAUGCAUCUAAUACUUCAGGUAUGUCUCAAAGAUUGAAAAAGAAGCUCCUUGCAAAUCUGUUGCACUGUCAAACAACUUUGCAAUCUCUCGGCUCCCAGCGGUUGCACCUCAGAACAGACAAUAAGGGAAGAAUUGUGCUAGCGGCUUUCCUCAUGGACAUUGACCUAUUGCAUCCAGAUCCCGCGGAGGAGAAGUCAAGGCACAAGCUAAAGCGAAUGAUCCAGUCGCCGAACAGCUUCUUCAUGGAUGUGAAAUGCCCUGGCUGCUUGCAGAUCACCACAGUCUUCAGCCAUGCGCAGACCGUGGUGCUAUGUGGCAACUGCAACCAGAUGUGUGUUGGAUCAAUCUGGUUUUGUCGUGCUGUUUACUGAAAUCUAGCUUCAAUCCUUCAAGACCUUUUGACAGGCUGCACAUUUAUCAAUUACCUCUUCCUCUCGAAUCAUGUCAAGUCUUGGUUUGUGACAAGAAGAAAGCGAGGACGAGAACAUGGUCAGAGCAUUUGAGAAUUGCCAAGGCUUUGUCAGCCAACUGGUGGCCUUGCUCGGCUCACAGAGGGAUGCUCUUUUCGGAGGAAAGCUGAUUAGAAAUUC
Molecule: messenger RNA, 669 nt
Organism: Durusdinium trenchii
Lineage: Eukaryota; Dinophyceae; Suessiales; Symbiodiniaceae
Source: the annotation of a GenBank genome assembly